AUGCAGGGUUCUGGAGAGCCCCUCCCCAAAUUGACUCCCAGUGAGUUUCGAACAUAUAAUCGGUUGGCCGAGCAGAUGGAUGCCUUUCACAAUCACUUCCGCCUGACAUGGAACCAACUCUUCGAUGCCUGUAGUGCUGCUGGAAAGCGGCCCUCGGGACUCUCUGCUCGCCAAAUGAUCAUGAUGGGUCUUCAAUUUUGCUCUCAGUUGGACUUUCACCAUUCUAUUGAAGAGCAGCAUAUCUUCCCGGUGCUGGCCAAGAAAAUGCCAGAAUUCAAGAAAGAGCUUGAACUCUUGCGCCAACAUAAGCAGAUCCAUGCCGGUCUUGAGAAGCUGGAGGCAUAUCUUGAGAAAUGCCGAUCUGGCGAAGAAGAUUUGCGCCGUGAAGAGGUGAAGCGGUUGAUGGAGGCAUUCGGAGAGGUGCUGUGGAAGCACUUGGAUGAAGAAGUGAAGACACUGGGCGCGGAGAACAUGCGCAACUACUGGUCGGCUGAUGAAAUGCGCCGCCUCCCAAUGUGA
Molecule: messenger RNA, 519 nt
Organism: Penicillium longicatenatum
Lineage: Eukaryota; Fungi; Ascomycota; Eurotiomycetes; Eurotiales; Aspergillaceae
Product: hemerythrin domain-containing protein
Exons: 2
Coding region: 1-519 (172 amino acids)
Source: RefSeq, a predicted model, not a curated record